AACUGAGACACUGAGCAGACUCUGAGCUUUCUAGUAACCAGCCCAUUUCUUUUAUUCAGCAGAGCAAAGACCACAAGGAGCUUACAGCUAAAAACCUGAAAUUUUAGAAAGAGGAGAAAACUGGCAGUUAGAAAAUAGUUUCACAGAUUAUUCGAAGAAGAAAUCAUCAAUCUGCAAAAUGCAGGCUGCUCGUCAGUGUUCAGUGUGCACCAGAUGUGCUGUUGUGAGAAAUCAGACGGACUUUUCUCAGCUCCAAAGACGAGGAGUAGCCUCCAUCCGCUACCUCAGCAGCUCUGAGAGUAGGAGGGCUGCGGUCCGGAGGCCUGCCAACCUGACAAACCCCACAAACGUGAGCUUGGCAUCUCUGAGUCUUGGCCACGGACUUUGGCAAGUGGAAAAUCUCUCCCAUGACUCGCUGAUCAGGAGAGCUGCCUCGGUGGUGACCGACAGCUCAAGUACCUUCCUGUCUCAGACAUCCCUGGCUCUCAGCGACGCCCUGACUGACUAUGCAAAAGCUGUACACUCACGCAUUGCCUUCCAAAAGCGAUAUCUGUCAUCCAUGGGGAAGCUGAGUCCGGCAGAGGAGGGAUCUCUCAAGCAGACCAUUAGCAGCUGGCGUGCUGAGGCUGCUGAAAGGCUGAGUGAAUGCAAACGUUAUGAAUCAACUUGGAACAGCGCUGUCAACCUGUGUAAAAUGGCAGCAGAUGCUGCAUACAGCUCUGGAGCCCAGCAGGCAUCCAUCUCCAUCAGAACCAACAUCAAGGUGGCCGAAUCGCAGUUGGAGGAGGCCCGGAAACUGUCAGCGGAGGCUGAGAAAAAACUGGCCGAAACUAAAGUAGAAGAGAUCGAGAGGAUGGCAGAGUACGCAGCUUUCCUGGAGGGCAGCGAAGAGUAUGAGAUUCAAGAGGCAUAUUUACGAGAGGACUGAGACAAAGAGGCUACAUUAUGUUGUAAAUAAACAGUUCGCUGCUGCACAUAUGUUUAGUAUAAUUAAAAAGGAUGUUUGCACUUAGGAAAUGACUUAUUAUUGCUUUAUCAUUUGAAACUAUUUAUUGAUUAUUGAAGGUUUGCAGCUAGAAAACAACAUCACUGCCUGGGGAAGAAAUAUGUAUAUCUUUUCAAAUCAUUAGAUCAUCAAAAAACAGACAUAAACAUAAAAAAACCUAUAUAUGUUUAACAUGUGAAUUGUUUGAAAGUUGACAGUGAAUGCAGACCAUGUUUGUUAUAUUUUACUUGUGUUAAUGAGGUUGCUGGUAACUUCUAAAUAAAGUGAAUAAAAUCU
Messenger RNA from Oryzias latipes (Japanese medaka), 1282 nucleotides. RefSeq names its product diablo, IAP-binding mitochondrial protein a (gene diabloa). Lineage: Eukaryota; Metazoa; Chordata; Actinopteri; Beloniformes; Adrianichthyidae. Gene Ontology annotation, cellular component: mitochondrion. The record is from RefSeq and is a predicted model, not a curated record. Gene Ontology annotation, biological process: neuron apoptotic process; intrinsic apoptotic signaling pathway in response to oxidative stress.